AGUCUCUAAAACUGAUUUUCUUUUCGUCAGGUUCCUUUUGUGUGCCUCGGGGGAGUCAGUGAAAGUGUACAGUUCCAGCUCAGAGGAAUGCAUCCAUGAUUUGCAGGGACACACAGACCUGGUGUCGGGCAUUGUCCGCAACCCUUCAAACCACCUGCAGGUUUGUAAAUACAGUAGCUACCAGUUUGUGGGCCCGAUAUGUGAAAACUUUCCAUACUGGGCGUUACAGGAAAGCCCUAUACAAAACGUCACCAUAGACUUUAACUAACCCGUUCUUGGCGAUACUUUUUUCACCGACUCAAGAACGAAGAAAGUAUCUUAGAAAUGUCUGUGUCCAGUUGCAGGUGGUUUACAAAAAACAGCGAAAACGCAAAGAUAUUAAAUCCUUGUUUUGUACCGAGUGAGAAAUGCCUCUUGCAUGUGUGUAGAUCUUUGUUUUGGUCGCACAGUGUGACGCGCUGUCAUCUACUUCUACACGCAUAGUUCCUGCAAAGAUGUUGUGAAAUGCAAGAUGUCUGGCAGCUAAAAUGCAGAGGGAACGCCUCACUUGGUGCAAAACAUAGAUUUAAUAUCUUUCUGAGUUUCCGCAGGUUUUUGUAGAAUGACCUGCAACUGACACACACAUUUCUAAGAUACUUUUUUCACAGAAUGGAGAACAAAGAAAGUAUCACUAAGAAUAGGUAUUAUUAUUAUUAUAAAAUAGGUAGGUUGAAGAAUCUAUGGCAGCGUUUUGUAUAGGGCUUUCCUGUAACACCCAGUAUGGAAACAUAGUUAUCACAUAUCUGGUAGCUAUAAAGACAGUAGCUACAUACAGUACCAGUCAAGUUUGGACACACCUACUCAUUCAAGGGUUUUCUUUAUUUUUACUAUUUUCUACAUUGUAGAAUAAAAGUGAAGACAUCAAAACUAUGAAAUAACACAUAUGGAAUCAUGUAGUAACCAAAAAUGUGUUUAUAUUUGAGAUUCUUCAAAGUUGCCACCCUUUGCCUUGAAGACAGCUUUGCACACUCUUGGCAUUCUCUCAACCAGCUUUAUGAGGAAUGCUUUUCCAACAGUCUUGAAGGAGUUGCUGAGCACUUGUAGGCUGCUUUUCCUUCACUCUGCUGUCCAACUCAUCCCAAACCAUCUCAAUUGGGUUGAGGUCGGGUGAUUGUGGAGCCAGGUAGCUUAGUGGGUAAGAGCGUUGUGGCAGUAACCGAAAGGUCGCUGGUUCUAAUCCCAGAGCCGACUAAGUGAAAAAUCUGUCUGUGCCCUUAAGCAAGGCACUUAACCCUAAUUGUUCCUGUAAGUCGCUCUGGAUAAGAGCGUCUGCUAAAUGACUUAAAUGUAAAUCUGAUGCAGCACUUCAUCACUCUCCUUCUUGGUCUUACACAGCCUGGAGGUGUGUUUUGUGUCAUUGUCCUGUUGAAAAACAAAUGAUAGUCCCACUAAGCGCAAACCAGAUAGGAUGGCGUAUCGCUGCAGAAUGCUGUGGUAGACAUGCUGGUUAAGUGUGCCUUGAAUUCUAAAUAAAUCACAGACAGUAUCACCAGCAAAGCACCCCCACACCAUAACACCACCUCCUCCAUGCUUUACGGUGGGAACUACACAUGCGGAGAUCAUCCGUUCACCCACACCGCGUCUCACAAAGACACAGCGGUUUGAACCAAAAAUCUGUUGUUUCUUGGCCCAGGCAGGUCUCUUCUUAUUAUUAUUGGUGUCCUUUAGUAGUGGUUUCUUUGCAGCAAUUCGACCAUGAAGGCCUGAUUCACACAGUCCCCUCUGAACAGUUAAUGUUGAGAUGUCUGUUACUUGAACUCUGAAGCAUUUAUUUGGGCUGCAAUUUUUGAGGCUGGUAACUCUAAUGAACUUAUCCUCUGCAGCAGAGGUAACUCUGGGUCUUCCAUUCCUAUGGCGGUCCUCAUGAGAGCACACAAUUUUGGUUACUACAUGAUUCCAUUUGUGUUCUUUUCAUAGUUUUGAUGUCUUCACUAUUAUUCUACAAUGUAGAAAAUAGUAAAAAUAAAGAAUAAUCCUUGAACGAGUAGGUGUGCCCAAACUUUUCACUGUUACUGUACGUGUCUGCAAUCAGCAACUUGUUUGUCUAAAGAAUAGUUUGUUGUUGCUUCUAUGGUUUGGUGUCUCUGAGGAAUGUUUGUUCAUUGCAAUGUUUUGAGUGUAGACUUGUUUCACUCUCCUGCAGGUAUACUCUUGCUCAACAGAUGGCACUGUCCGAUUGUGGGACUUCACAGAUGGCAUCCUCAUCAAGGUACAGCCACAGCCGCACUCUUCGAAGUCAUUUGCCAUCGCUGCGUCCUUUUUGCUUCAUGUAUUUAUAAAUCACUUUACUAUAAUACUUUUCAGACCUUCAUUAUUGGGUACCCCAUCUACUCCAUAUACGUCUCUGAAAAACAUGGAGGAGUUGUGUUUGUCGUCAUCCCAAUGGCAAAUGACAAAAGCUCUGGUAAGUACAAAUCAGAGGUUGGCAUUUGCUCAUCAAUUGUCCUUAAGCCUAUAUAGGGCCUUUUUGCAGUCAGAGUAAAAGUGUUCUUUCAAGUCACAAGUGAUUUUAUUUUGUAAUUUGUCAACAUAAUAGUGCAGAAUUUUGAGGAGGGUGACCUCUGACAGUGAUGUGGUAUGUGUGUGUGUCUUCAGAGCUGUUCCAGCUGGUGGCUGUUCAUCUGCCCCGAAGUGUGGACCAGGAAGUGGAGGCGCGAGAGCUCUCGGCCGUGCUCUAUGAUGUCAGCCCCUACCCUGGGGCUGCCUCCUUUGGCAGAGAGGUACGUGUAGUAGGCCUACCAGGGACUUCAGUAGCAAACAAGUCUCUGGCAGUAAACGACUUACGCUUGGGUCACUUGUCAUAGUUUGCCCAUUGUAUUGUUAAGCGAAAGGCAUGAGGUUUUUUAUUACCACCUCCAAUAUGGACGCCAGCUCUUCACGAAAAGCUUAUUUAUUUCUCCAAUCUAACAGGGUGAAUACAUUGCUGCUGCCAAAGGUUUACAGCUUGAGGUGUUUUUCUUCAAGAAGCAGAAGUCCUACAGGUAAACAACAUUCUGCCCCAUCAGGUGGCUGUCCCCUUCAAGGACUCUAAGCAUGAAUGUUAAUGACUGGUUUUGUCUCUCUGGCUAGUGUUUGUGCAAUACAAGUCCAAACACGCUGAACAGCAGUCUUGUUAUCUGUUGGAUGAGUGGCCUUUCUGCUUGUUUGUGGUCAGGAGUGGGGGAGUUCAGCCAGCCCUCUCAAUUGUUUUGAGCAACCCCCUCGUCUGGAAACAGGAUUCAUUACAGUAUUAUAUGGGGAUUUGACAUUGCCCAACUAACAUUACUCAUCAAAGUAAGCCUCCUGUAGCUCAGUUGGUAGAGCAUGGCGCUUGCAACGCCAGGGUUGUGGGUUCGAUUCCCACGGGGGGCCAGUAUGAAAAAUGUAUGCACUCACUAACUGUAAGUCGCUCUGGAUAAUAGCGUCUGCUAAAUGACUAAAAUGUAAAAAUGUAGCACUCAUUCAACUGUAUUGUCUGUUUCUGUGACCCACAGGUUUCUCCUGAAGUCGGGGAUUAAGAAAGGGGCCAAGAAUGAAUUCACCUGUGUCUCGUGCCACCCUAAAGAGGACUGUAUCGCCACAGGUCACGCGGACGGCAAGAUUCGCCUGUGGUGAGUGAUGCCGGAAGAACAUAGAGUCCCUGACCAUACAUGGCCUCACUUAAGACCAAAUUUAGGGGAAACACUGGAUUGGCAUCACUCACAAUCAAUGUUCUUUCUCUGUCUUCAUAGGAGAAACUUCAACCAGAAGAAGGAGUACACGUACUCCACCCUGCACUGGCACCACGGGGCCGUCAACACACUGCACUUCACCCCUGAAGGUAACCUAUAACCCCUGACCCUAUAACUGUUGAAUUAUACCUAUACAAAUCUUCAUCUUUGAUCACACUACAUGGGUUGUGUAGAGAAGCAUGUCUGUUAUAUGAAAUAUAUUUUAUUUUCUCUGUUAAGCUGUGUGCACUGAACUGACAUGCAUGAUUGUUGCUGACAUGCAUGAUUGUCCAGAUGAAGGGAAUUAAAUAGUAUAUAAUGUGCACCACUGUGGCACUCAACUCAAGCAGUGGUAGCCUACUGCUGACAAAGUAAUUCAAAGCCUCUACUUUAUCACUCGGGUCAGGAUGCUACUUUCUAGUGCUACUAUAUUUGCCUUGUAAUGUUAUUAAAACAUAGUUAACCUAUUUACCUAGUUGGCUUGCCGUGUGUUCUGUAAGAUAACUAUUCCUCUUGAGUCGCAUUCAUGUUGCGAGAGCCAUAGGGAGGGAAACAUGUAUUCUGACAAGCAAUCAGUACACAUAAAUUCCUAAUUCAAAGCUGUUUUGGGAAAUGUAUUAUGAAAGCAGUUUGGACCUUUUGUUAAAAAUUGUUUUUUUUCUCCAUUGCUACCAUUUUAUUUAUUUACUCCUUCUAUGGCGCGAGUGACAUCGUUUUACAAAUGCAGUUACAACCGACGUUUCAAGCAUGGUUUAGGAGCAGCUGCGCAACAUAGCCCAAAGGGGACAAUGGCAUCUAGAAUAGAAACCCCAAAAAUCAAAGGGAACAAUUAUUUGUAAUAAAAUAUUAAUUAUGAAUAAUAACAACAACAAUUAGGAUGUUGUGUCCAAUGGGGUAAAUGCAGAUCGCAAACUCCAUGCUUCAGCCUAUGGAAAUGUUAUAGCCACUAUGCUGCAUCAGUUGGGCUACAGGUGAUCAUGCUUACUGCUAAUGGCACAUCUGAUAGACCAUGCAUAGGCAAUAUGCAUGGUCCAAUAUGUAAACAUUAUUUUAAACAUUUUUACCAAUAUGUUAUUGGGCUAAUUUCUGGAGGUGGAAAUUAUAUUUUAGAUGGUGUCAGCAUAAUUUUAUUUUUGUUUUUUAAAAGUCACCAGAACUGAGCUUCUCAGUCCUUCUAUAUAAACAUUAUCCUGAAUGAACUUCAAGCAAAACAUUAGGAAAUUUAGCUGGCUACAUUCUUUCUAUGAUAAACAUGAGAAAUCUGAUGGCAAUGCAUAGGUUUUGCAAAAAAUACCUUGCUUUUUCAUUCUAAGCUAAUUUAGUUGUGUGGCCAAGUAAUGUUGCACUUCUGUUGUUAUCGAUGAAAACAAAGCUAUUUUUUGCCGAAUGUGUUGCAUUAAUGUGAAGAAAAACUAUAGUUGCACGUCCUGAUCACUCUAUUGAAGCAAAUAAACAAAUUUGACUUUCAAUAUAAAACGCAGGUGAAAUGGUUUAAAACUGUCUGCUCUAUGCCAACUGUUUUCCUGGUUCAUGAUGUAAGCAUUCUGACCAGUGGCGUGACGGUCUUUGUCUCCACUUCUUUUCUGUAGGCACCAACCUGUUAAGCGGGGGGAUAGAAUCGGUGCUGGUCCAGUGGUGCUACACACAGGAGAACCAGAAGGACUUCCUGCCGCGCCUGGGCGCUGCAAUCACACACAUUGCUGUGUCACCUGACGGUUCAUUGUUCUGCACCUCCCACUCUGACAACAGUAAGGACUGUUACACCCUGUUACAAUAAUUUCAUGGUUAAUUCCUCCCAUCUUUCCUCCCUCGAAGUAAUCACUGAUCUGACAUGACUGGAAUGGUCACUGCUAUGUAGCGGAUUUCAUUGCUAUUAAUUUGUUAGAUCAGUGAUUACUUUAAGGAAAGAUUCUUAAAAUUGUUCAGGGUCCUCAGUCUCACACUAGAAGGGGACAGCAGAUUCCCAAGUAGCAUAUCAUAUUUUAUCUUAGCAAUGGCUGGUGCUGACAUCAUCAUGUACAGUGGGGUCCAACAUUUGCUAGAGACUGUAUAGACUAAAUCAGGGGUGUCAAACUCAUUUUAGCUCAGGGGCCACAUGGAGGAAAAUCUAUUCCCAAGUGGGCCGGACCGGAAAAAUCAUGGUGUAUAUAUAACUUAAAAACAACAACUUCAGAUUGUUUUCUUUGUUUUAAUACGAUCAACAUACAACAUAAAGCUGGAGCCUGAGGACAGUGUGUCCAAAAUAGUACAAGCACAACAUCACUAUUAAUCAUAAAACACGUCAAGUUUAUUUGAAAAUUCUAAAGAAAAAGAACACACAAACACACAAUGCCUCAGUGAUUAACAGAACUGUUUCACAGAUCACAGAACUAUAUCAGGGUGUCAUUUCUCAGGCAGAAAUGUAGAUAAAAAUAAUGAAAUCCUGUUCCCCAAACAAGUGCAAGAACCACAGAGUCAAGAAUAUGUUAAAUAUACAAAUAAAAUAAAAUCAAUUAAAAACAAUAGCACAUCAACAUAAAAACAUAUAAACAUAAAUCUGAAAGCGUUGCUCAAACUCCCGUAACAGUCCCGUUAUUUUAUCUUUGAACCGCUUCAUGUCUGCCACAUGUUGGGUCGCGCACACAUUUUUCAGACAGGGGAAGUGAGCUGCAUCACCACCGGCAAGUUGCGUCUCCCACAAUGACAGCUUCAACUUGAAAGAACGUAUGCUGUCAUAAUACUGCGUGACAACUUUGUUGCGACCUUGCAGCUGUUUGUUCAAGUUAUUCAGGUGCUCUGUAACAUCCACCAUAAAUGCAAGGUCCUGCAUCCAUUCUGCGGAAUGAAAUUCUAACACUGGUUUGCCCUUUUCUUCCAUGAACUGUUCAAUUUCUUCUCGUAAAUCAAAGAAACGCCUCAGCACAGCACCUCGGCUUAACCAUCUUACCUCAGUGUGGUAUGGCAGGCCAUAGAUGUGGUCUUUCUCUCUGAGAAGGCUGUCAAACUGACGGUGAUUCAGGCUUCUGGAUCGGAUGAAAUUAACAGUUUGGAUGACCACCUUCAUGACGUUAUCCAUCUUUAAUGACUUGCAACACAAAGCCUCCUGGUGCAAAAUACAGUGAAAAGUCAAAAAAUCACGUCCUCCAUUUGCAGAUUGCACUUUCUCUCUGAACUUUGUCACAACGCCUGCUUUUUUCCCGAUCAUUGAGGGCGCACCAUCUGUAGCCAGGCUGACAGCGCGGGACCAGUCCACUCCGACCCUGUCCAGCGCGCCGACGAGUGCGGUAAAAAUAUCAGCUGCUGUCGUUGUAUCUGUCAUCGGCACCAACUCCACGAACUCCUCGGUGACGGUCAAUGUGUCAUCAACUCCGCGGAUGAAAAUGGCCAGUUGUGCAACAUCUGUAAUGUCCGUGCUUUCAAAAAUUGCAACCGAAAACGCAAUAAAUGACUUUACUUUUUGCUUCAACUGGCUGUCCAAAUCCACUGAAAGAUCGGAAAUCCUGUCUGCAACUGUGUUUCUUGUCAGGCUGAUAUUUGCAAAAGUCUGCCGCUUUUCAGGGCACACAAUCUCCGCUGCCUUCAUCAUGCAUGUUUUUACAAAUUCACCCUCACUAAAUGGUUUUGAAGCCACUGCGAUUUCAUUAGCAAUGAGGUAGCUAGCUUUCACUGCAGCGUCACUGAUGUCUCGGCUGUGAGUAAACACAGACUGCUGUUUCUUCAGACCCGCCAACAGUUCAUUCACCUUCUCUCAUCUCCGCUGUCCUUGAAAGUUGUCAUAUUUGUCGGCAUGAAGACUCACAUAGUGGCGACGAAGGUUAUAUUCUUUCAGCACUGCAACAUGCUCUGAACACACCAAACAUACAGCUUUCCCAUUCAAUUCCGUGAAUAAAUAGGAUGACCAUUUUUCUUGGAACACUCUGCACUCUGCGUCCACUUUUCUCUUUUUUGACAGAGACAUAUUGGGGCAAUGAGGGUGCCAAAGCACAUAAUGUUAAAAGUAGAAGCCGUAAUAAAUAUCGCGGGCAAAACAAAGUAGCUCAUUGGCUGCACGUGCUUGACCUAUUUGCUCUGCCCCGGUAUAAACAGUUUGCUUGCUUAACACAAUUGCUAUUGCGCCAUCCAGUGGACGCAAUUGGAACAGCAGUUUAUUUUAUAGAAAAAUUGCAGCGCAUUUUUAUACUUUACCAAAAAAAAAAAAAAUUUUUUUUUUUUAAAUCAUCUCGCGGGCCGGAUUAAACCCGUUUGCGGGCCUGAUCCGGCCCGCGGGCCGUACGUUUGACACCCCUGGACUAAAUAAUACAUACUGAGCUAUAUUGUAUGCCUUUAUUAAAUUAUUUUAUACUAAUUCAAUUACUCAGAGAAAGAGAUUUUGUUUAACAAGUAAUAAAUACAUCUCAGAAAGAUAGGGGUCAAAAGUUUUGGAUCCCCUGUUUUCAAUAUGCCCCUUGCGAGGAUAACGACACUGAGCCUUUUCCUAAAAUGUUUAUGAGAUUGAAGAACACAUUGUAAACGCCUGGAGCAUUGGCACUUGGAUUGGAACCAGUGCUAUGGUCAGAUGACAUGAAAAUAGAGCUCUUUGGCCACGCACACUUCUGGACGGUUUUGCGUUGAAGAAAGAUGCAUAAUCAGAAAAUAACCACAUAGCUACUGUAAAAUAUGGUGUUGAAUCUUUGAUCUUAUGGUGCUGUUUUACUUCCACUGGUCCUGGGGCCCUUCUUAAAACCUUGAGACCUGCGGUCACUCCGGCGUCAUUUAGUGCCUUUAACCCCUCUUAAACAUUGCGUUUGAGCUGCAGACUUCUUUGCAUUGGAUUCGUAUAUUUCUUCUGCGUCCGCUGAUGCCAACCAUUAGUCUAUGUGAUUUAAUGGGAACUAGUGGUGUUAGUGAGACCAGGGCGGAUCACGAAAACUGUUCCUCUCACAAAAACGUCAGUAAUGUCCGAACAGUUUGAGCAACAAUGACCCCCUAUGAAAAGCUGAUACACACACGUGUAAUCUGUUUUGCUCACAAGCAACACAAGUCGUUAGAAGGUAAGGGGUUCUUCUACAUAGAUCAUAGGAAAUCCCAGGACAUAGUAAUAUAAUACUGUAAUAAAUUCACAUAGUUGUCACUGACUAGUUGGAUAUUCAUUUCCCACUGAGCAAACAAUUUCUGUACUUACAGCAUUCUUAUAAACACAUUUUCUAUCAGGUUUUUGCUUGGCGGACCUUGUUUGUUUAUUGACAUUUGUCAAAACUCAUGAAUGCAGCUGUUUAUGUCAAAUUGUUUUGUGUUCUACUUGUAGCCCUGGAUGUCCUGAAAAGUAAAUAGUAAAACAAUUAAAUGUGAGGCUAAAUAUGAGGGCAGAGCAAGCAGAUGAAUGAAAUAACAGAAUUUCUGCUUUUUCACUGGAGGAUUUCCUGGUUUCAAAUGAGUUAAGGUCCAACGGCAUCAUGACCUUUACCAAGUACCAGGACAUUUUAGCCAAAAACCAGGUUGCCUCUGCCAGGAGGCUUAUACUUGGCUACAAGUGGAUCUUCCAGCAAGACAACCACGAGCACAUCUAAAAUCCACAAAUGGUUAAUUGACCACAAAAUCAACAUUUUGCAAUGGACAUCUCAGUCUCCGGACUUGAAACCUGUGGUUUGAAUUGACGAGGGCAGUCCAUAAGAGCAGACCAAGGAUAUCAAGGAUCUGGAAAGAUUCUGAAUGGCGGAAUGGUCUAAGAUUUCCUCCCAAUGUGUUCUCCAAUCUCAUAAAACAUUUUCGAAAACGGCUGUGUCGUUAUCCUCGCAUGGGGAGGGUGCUGGAGUAUUUAUUUUAAUUUUUUAUUAUUACUUGUUAAACAAAAUCUCUUUCUCUGAGCAGUUGUAUUAGUAUAAAAUAAUAUAAUUUCCCGAUGUUUUUUUUUUUAUAGCUCAGUAUUUGUAUUAUUUAUUUAAUAGUCUUUUUGCUCCUCUUUAUCAAGGGAUCCAAUAAUUCUGGACCCCACUGUAUGUUAUUUUGUCAAACAACUGGAAGGGCUUUUGGAUGUUGUCACAGAGUUCAAUCUGUAGACCUGAUCCAUCCUCUUUAUUUUUAUUAUUUCUCUCUCUUCCCUAUCCCUCAAGAAAUCACUAUAAUCCAGAGCUGUGUUAAAGUGUCGGCCAUCAUCCAAGGGCUGGUAAAGGGCGAGGGUGUGCGGACAGACCUGACGAUCGACCCGCGUAGUAAAGCCUUGGUGCUCAACGGGAAACCAGGCCACUUGCAGUUCUACUCUCUCCAUCACGACAAGCAGCUCUACAAUGUAAGCAUGUAUUUUAUCGCCAGGAGCUGUCAAUGAAAAACACAAUACACUGUCCUUGUAAACUUGGCCCAGGGAGCUAUCUAGGAAUGUUCUUGAACUUUGAUGUCAUGUGACUCAUAGACAGAAUGACUAGAAUGGAUAUUCAAGUCAUUCUAUUUCUAUGGCCUGAGUCUUGGAGGUCUGGCUUCGCUCUUUUGUCAUGAACUCAAAAUUAGCUCUUUGAUAACUUAAUUAACUCUUAUUGACCAAUCAAGCUGAUAAAAAUGAUUUUACUAUUUCUCUUCUACCUUCAGUUGGACAUAGUACAGCAGGAGUACAUCCACGAAGAGGGUCUGGAUCAGUUUGAGGUGGUCAAGGCGGCGUUCGACACCCGCGGCGACUGGCUUGCUACGGUGGAGGAGAGGAAACAAAAAGGCUCUGAGCUGGAGAUUAAUUUGAAGCUGUGGGCGUACGAUGAGCAAACUCAGAGGUACUAUUUGUUUGCACACCAUAGCCAGAUGGUGAAGCGUGAUUCAUCACUCCAGAGAACGCGUUUCCUCUGCUCCAGAGUCCAAUGGCGGCAAGCUUUAUACCACUCCAGCCGACAUUAGGCAUGUGUACGGCUGCUCGGCCAUGGAAACCCAUUUCAUGAUGCUCCCAACAAACAGUUAUUUUGCUGACCUUGCUUCCAGAGGCAGUUUGGAACUCGGUAGUGAGUGUUGCAACUGAUGGCAGACGAUUUUUACACGCUACGCGCUUCAGCACUCGCCAGUCCCGUUCUGUGAGCUUGUGUGACCUACCACUUCGUGGCUGAGCCGUUGUUGCUCCUAGACGUUUUCCACUUCACAAUAACAGCACUUACAGUGGACCAGGGCUGAAGUUUUACGAACUGACUUGUUGGAAAGGUGGCAUCCUAUGACGGUGCCACGUUUAAAGUCACUGAGUUCUUCAGUAAGGCCAUUCUACUGCCAAUGUUUGUCUAUGGAGAUUUAAUGGCUGUGUGCUCUAUUUUAUACACCUGUCAGCAACGGGUGUGGCUGAAAUGGCCGAAUUCACUAAUUUGAAGGGGUGUCCACAUACUUAAACGUACACUAUAUAUACACAAAAAUAUGUGGUUUCCAUCUUUCACCCACUCUCCACCCUUCCCCCUCCCCCCUCUGUAGUUUUGUGCUGAACACUACAGUCACAGCCCCCCACGAGGACCGGAUUACAGCCAUGUGCUUCAGCCCCUCACCAGAGACCACCAUGCUGGUGACCAUCAGCUUCGACGGCCAUUUCAAAGCCUGGCUGCUGGCAGACCACUCGGACACCAAGGGUAAAUGGUUCUUUCUACAGCGUUUUGGUUUGGAUCACUGAGCCUGAUGGCCAGGAUUUCGCAAGAGUCUGCCUAUAAUGUUCUUUCAUUUUGGUCCUGGAGACCUGCUAGUUAUUGUUCACUGACACAUGAUUUGGCUAAUCAAGGUAUUGAUGAGCUAAAUCAGAUUGAUGCUCUAACAUUAUCCCUGGCUUUUCCUUUCUCUCUAUGCCGCUGACUACCAGCAGAGGGCGCCUCCUGGUCAUGUGACUUUGUGGGCGGGUACCACCUUCUUAAGCCUGGCUGCUGCUGCUUCUCGGCUGACGGCUCCCUAUUGGCUGUCGGUUUCCAGGAAGUGGUGACGGUAUGGAGCCCCGCCUCCUGGGAGCUGCUCACCACCCUGUCCCAGCCCCCAGGGGCCAUCAGGUCAGAGCUCACACUUACACACGUAUAAACAAACACACACACUUACAAACAACUUCACACACUGAUACAAGUAUACACAAACACGCAUUACCAUUCAAACGAACAAACAUUUCAACAACUUUCCUAACAAAAAAACGUGUAUGUUAGCAGAUAAGCCGUCUGUCAACAAACAAGAUGGCCUUUUAAACUAGCAGCUAUGACUCAUGAUAUGAACUUAGAUUCACAUUUACAUUGUUUAUUUGUGUAAAACCCUCCGUGGUAGAUAAGUCUAAUAUUUGACCUCACUGGCACAAAACAAGAGUGCACUUUAUGGCAACAGAUCGGGAACAUACAAAAAAACUAGUGAUAUUGGCCAGCCAUGUCAACUUGGGAGACAGAACCUGCUCUGCAACAUUGAGGGAGCUUGCCAAGUCAGCUCCCCCCUCCUUAGGUUAGCGAGUGCAGAAAACUAGUAUUUGGUGUUGUCUUACUCAAUUGCAUGCCAGAGCUGCCUAGCUGCUGCCUAUAAACUCGUGAUAAAUGUUAACUGUUGCAGUGCUGUGUGAUUUACCAGUCCCAAUUAAAAUGUGUUCUUUUACUUCCUCUGGACAUUUGCAUGCCCUGGUUUUAGUGCUGUUAUUCACAAUGGUCCCAAGAGUCAACUAUACAUCACUCUUAAUUAUUUUACUUCCUCCACCUAAAUGAGGAUCUAAUGUAUAGGACUAGCUCUGCCUCAUAUGUGCUCAGAGUAAUGGAGACACUUGCUGGUACAGAAAUGGCUUUGGAAGUUGAGCACUGCAGACAUCCUCUCUGCACUGUUAUUCCAGCUGCCCACAGCCCCUUCUAUAACCGCCUCCUAUGGAUUUUCUGUUUGGCGUCUACCUGUGCUCUGAACAGAAAUGAUUUCAGGUGACUAAAUUUGUUGUUGUAGCUCUGGUGUGGAAAAGCUCCUUGCCGCUAAUCCUGUGAUUGGGUUGUGGUAUGGUCAGGGGGACUUUGAAAGUAUGGUAAGAGACUGGUGACAGGGUUUGAAAGUUAACAGACUCUUUUGAUCCACCAGGGACCUUUGUUUUGGACGGUUAAGCUGUUCCAAGUACCUGUUGGGGACCAGCACCAAGAACCAACUCAGUUGCUGGAACCUCCUCACCUGCUCACGUAAGACAGACCCUCUGACACGUGUGUGUGCCUAUGUGCAACUGUCCUAUAAGCAACAUAUCCACAACCUAAAAUAAAAAAAAUCUGUUCAAUCCAUAGACCUAACUUUUCUGUUUCUACUUUUGUUUCUCUCUCUUUCCUUCUCUCUCUCAGUGGAGUGGAGUACCCCGAUGGAUGUGAGCCUGCUCCAGGCCGACCCACUGUCUGAGAACAUAGCUGCCUUCUGCAGUCAGUCUGACUGCUCUGACUGUGAGUGCUUCCAGGUUCUAGCUCCCAGCUCCAACGGGACUCUUUCUGUUUGCUUAGUUAGAUUUAGACUUGGCUGGGUCUACCAUAUGACAAGGCUAAAGUACAUAUUAUAGAAUACCUAGGGGACCCUGCCAUGCUAAACUUUGGGUCCCUGGGUUGUGCGGUAUGGCAACAUCACCUAAACAUAAAUAGGUUAUAUGGGCUUCACUCAUCAAUGCCCUCUCCUCCCACCAGUGUUUGUGUUCAAGCCCAGCGAGCCGCGGCCCCUCUACUCCCAGAGGGCCUUGUGCACGGGCCAGGUGCAGCACGCCGUCUUCGCCCCGCGUGACCAGAUGCUGGAGAGCUGCGAGGAGCGCGCUCAGUGGCUCAACAGAUCCCAGCUCUACUUCCUCACCCAACACAUGGUGAAUAUAUAAUACACAGACUGUCUCCAGACUCAAGGCUUCCUCUCCACGUCUCCUUUCCUUUGUCACCACUAAUGGAUUAAAGGACUGGACACACCACAUGUUCUGUUCCAAUUCAAACCUUGAAGAUAAGUUCCCCCAAACUACUAAAUUACAUUGAAAGUAAAGAACCCGUUCAUCUGAGGUGAUGGAGCAUGCGUGGGUUUUACUUCUUAUUCCACUGGCAGGUAACUAACCACAGAGUUCUGUCUGACAUCCUCUCUCCAUUGUAGGAUUUGAUGACAUUUAGCACCAAGACUGAGGAGGACAGACUGUUGGCAUCCAGUAAACAGGUACAAUCCCACUUUGUUACAAAGCAGUUGCAAAACAUAUUGCCAAAGUAAUCUAUUCCUGUAACACAUGUAUAGCAUUCUCUAUUUAAGUCCUGACUAUUUGUUUUUGGGGUGUUUUUCAGCUCGUGGUGGACGACAGUGUUGCUGUGACGCCGUUCUAUCUGUUGCUAGGGAAACACAGACAGCAGCAGCAGGAGAAGCAAGAAGUGCUGACCAAUCCCAUGGCAGAAAGGACUCAGCUACCACAGGGCUCCAUUGCCAUCAAGGAGGUGUGUGUGUGUGCACGAGCAUUCAUGCAAGGGUCACUGGCCAUUCAUUUGCGGACCUGCAAAUAAGCUAGUGUUUUUACGUUCUGUAGUGUUGGCCCUCAAAGUUCAUGUUUGUUUUGCUAGAAUGCUUAAAUAGUGCAUGUGCCAAGUACUUGUACACUUCCAUGUAGUGAACUACUGAAUAUACGGAGUUCACUUUAGAUGCUAGCUGAGACUAAUUGGUCUGCAAAUAUUUCUAGAUUGUAUUAGAAAGUUCAAUAAAAAUGUUAUGUACUUUUUAGAUCAGGUUCUUGAUCAUUGCCUUGAAGGGGGGGAGUGGAAGACAGUGAGCAAUAAGCAUCAGGACCUCCACAUAACUCACUCCUCUCUCCCCCUCAGCUGCUGUACACCCCAGCCCACGUCCUGCCUUCAGCCUCGUUCCUCUGCUCUAUGUUCGUCCGCUCCCUGCUCAUCUCCAGCUCUUCAGCCAGGUGAGUCCAGUAACUAGUAGUUACUUUAUUGUCCCAGACAAGAAAAUGGUUUGUGGCAUAUAGUCAAAAAAAAAAAAAGAAUAACAAAUUGUGCCAAUGUGGUGUAGCGGUCGGGGCUCCCGACUCAGGAACGCAUAUAGAUUUUGGCCACCCUCUGUCUAUUCCCCUACUAUUGAGGUCUGAAUUCUGAUUGUAAAAAAUUAUACAUUACAAUUGACAUAGAAUCACAAUAAAUAGGUUAAGCUAUAUUGGCCUGAAAACAAUUAAGGUCAAAGCAGUAUGGUGAUGAUGGCCUUACACCCUAGCAGACUCUUUCACCAGUCUUGCUCUGACACAUCAGUGCAGAUGGAGACAAGGUGAGGAAGCCACAUCAAACAAAUGAGAUUUGACCACCUGGUUUGUCUUAAUCAGAACUAAAAGGCCAGAAUUGAAUCCAGCGCAUCCGGUUCAAGAACUGGAGAUGUGCAGGCCACCACACACUGGCUGUGUCCGAAUACCCAUACUAGUGUACUACAGACUUAAACUGCAUACUAUUUACUCAUCGCUGCAUACUAUUUAGCACGUACCGUUUAGUAAAAGGUAUGCCCCGGCUGCAACACAGUAGCGGCUCCUGAUUGGCUGAGUAGGUGGGGCGGGACCGAGUGCAGAUGGAUUUUUCCAAAUUCAACAGACAUGCAUCUCAUUAACCUGCCUGAUAAUAGCACAUUUCCAACUUGAUUAAUUUCUCUAAACUCUGAAUAGAAUAGGAAUGGCAUUCUAGGCCUACUCAGGCUGGUUAUAAGCACACUAUCACAUUCAACCUAUACUGUAGUAGACCAUAUAGCCCAUCUAUCCUAUUUAAAAAGGACUGAAGACAGAAACAGAUCAUGUUGAUUCCAUUUCAACAUAUUUAUUAGCGAAACCAAAGUGCUGUAACAUACACUACCAGUCAAAAGUUUGGACACACCUACUCAUUCAAGGGUUUUUCUUUAUUUGUACAAUUUUUUACAUUGUAGAAUAAUAGUGAAGACAUCAAAACUAUUAAAUAACACAUAUGGAAUCAUGUAGUAACCAAAAAAGUGUUAAACAAAUCAAAAUAUAUUAUUCAAGUAGCUACCCUUUGCCUUGAUGACAGCUUUGCACACUCUUGGCAUUCUCUCAACCAGCUUCAUGAGGUUGUCACCUGGAAUGCAUUUCAAUUAACAGGUGUGCCUUCUUAAAAGUUAAUUUGUGGAAUUCAUUUUGAGCCAAUCAGAUGUUUUGUGACAAAGUAGGGGGGGGUAUACAGAAGGUAGCCCUAUUUGGUAAAAGACCAAGUCCAUAUUAUGGCAAGUUGAGCUCAAAUAAGCAAAGAGAAACGAGAGUCCAUCGUUACUUUAAGACAUGAAGGUCAGUCAAUAUGGAAAAUGUCAAGAACUUUGAAAGUUUCUUCAAGUGCAGUUGCAAAAACCAUCAAGCGCAGCACUAUGAUCAAACUGGCUCUCAUGAGGACCGCCACAGGAAUGGAAGACCCAGAGUUACCUCUGCUGCAGAGGAUAAGUUCAUUAGAGUUACCAGCCUCAGAAAUUGCAGCCCAAAUAAAUUCUUCACAGAGUUCAAGUAACAGACACAUCUCAACAUCAACUGUUCAGAGGAGACUGUGUGAAUCAGGCCUUCAUGGUUGAAUUGCUGCAAAGAAACCACUACUAAAGGACACCAAUAAGAAGAAGAGACCUGCUUGGGCCAAGAAACAUGAGCAAUGGACAUUAGACAGGUGGAAAUUUGUCCUUUGGUCUGGAGUACAAAUUGGAGAUUUUUGGUUCAAACAGCCGUGUCUUUGUGAGACGCGGUGUGGGUGAACAGAUGAUCUCCACAGGCUUAACCAGCAUGGCUACCACAGCAUUCUGCAGCGAUACGCCUUCCUAUCUGGUUUGCGCUUAGGGGACUAUCAUUUGUUUUUCAACAGGACAAUGACCCAACACACCUCCAGGCUGUGUAAGGGCUAUUUGACCAAGAAGGAGAGUGAUGGAGUGCUUCAUCAGAUGAUCUGGCCUCCACAAUCCCCCGACCUCAACCCAAUUGAGAUGGUUUGGGAUGAGUCAGACAGCAUAGUGAAUGAAAAACAGCCAACAAGUGCUCAGCAUAUGUGGGAACUCCUUCAAGACUGUUGGAAAAGCAUUCCAGGUGAAGCUGGUUGAGAGAAUGCCAAGAGUGUGCAAAGCUGUCAAGGCAAAGGGUAGCUAUUUGAAGAAUCUCAAAUAUAAAAUAUAUUUUGAUUUGUUUUUAACACUUUUUUGGUAACUACAUGAUUCCAUAUGUUCCAUAUUCAUAGUUUUGAUGUCUUCACUAUUAUUCUACAAUGCAAAAUAAAGAAAAACCCUUGAAUGAGUAGGUGUGUCCAAACCUUUUGACUGGUACUGUAUAUCAAUUAGAUCCAAUAGCCUAGUACACACACCAAAACUUUUCAGAUGUUCAAAUCAAAAGGCUAUUGCACAGACAAACGUGGACAGUCAGGUGCAUUACAAAUUCAGAACCGCUGGACAGCAACAUAAUAAACUAAACCACUGAUCAUUGGGAAUGAGAUCAGAAUGACUGCUAAGGCUUGAUCCAUUAAUUAAAUAGGUAGCCUAGCCUACAAAACUAAAACGAUACAUAUGUUCAAAUCAGAAUGCCUGAUUUAACAUGACAUCAGUAACGCAGUACUUGGUGCCGACACAUUCAGAAAUCAAGAUGGUUUAGUAUUUAGUUUAAAAGCUGUGACGAAGGCCAAGAGAACAAGAAACACUUUUCAGUGAAAAAAUAGAAUCACUAUAAAAAAAAAUAAUACUUGCAAUGCUCAUUUUAAGGAGCACAAAAAUGACUUAGCCUACAUUUUUUAACUCUACUGCAGAAGCUUCAGGCAUCUUCCCAUUUAAGUAGCCUAGUUUUGUUGUUUGGCUACUUGAAGAGACCUAGGGCCUAUCACUCGCAGCCCACCUCUUCCAAUGCAUUGUGGAAAAGUGUGCAUCAAAUUCUACUAGAUUAUCUGAAAUGAGUAUAACAUCCUGGCAUUUACCACUAUUCAUUGAUUUCUGUAGCACAUCCACAUAUCUAAUUGAUCAGCUGUUGUCAAAGCCUAAAUGAGUAUGACAUCCGGGCAUUUAAAGUAUAUUCGAUUUUCGAAAUGUCGAAUACUAUUAAACUUAAAUUUAAAACGGCCUACUAUUUAGGAUUCAAGUAUGGGUAUUCAGACACUGCCAUUGACUUCAUUUGGAAGGUUGUGAAGUUCAACUGUCCGCUUUUAUUGAGAGGUUGAUGUGGACUGAAUAAUGACAUAUGAAGAGGCAUGUGCAUACUGCACAGUCAUUAUUUGGAUGGUUGUCUGCACCACUCAGACUUGGCAUGAUGUCUGUGUUGACAUUGCUCAGGGUCAAGGGUCACUCAGCCAAAGGCCUACUGGGAGAUCGGAGAGAUGGCUCUAGUCUUGGCAGCGAGGCUGAAAACACUAUCAGCCUCGUUAAUCUUUGAAAUGUUUUUCAAAUCAACAAUAUGCCUUCAGAACUUUUCAAUUCCUGACUGAAAAGAUCCAAAAUAAUGUCCCAUGAUUUGUAUUCUUUGUAUUUAGGCUAGUUAUUGGAUUCCCCCAGGUUGUUGUUGUAAAUGAGUGUUCCCAGUGAACUCAUCUAAUCUUAAACAUAAAAGGUUACAUGGGUACAAAAACAAACCGUAUGGUUGGACUACUUGAGAUGGAAACAGGGGCUGAUACACCUCGGUUCAGCAAAUUCAGCAGAUAAAUUGACAAUGCUACGGAAAAUAUUUCAUUUUAUGCUGACUGUUAGGAAUAGUUGCUUAGUUGGCCUCACGACCAGGACUUUCACCACGCUUAUACAAGUGUUUUGUUGUUUUCUAAUUGCUGAAGCGAGGAAAAGGAACCUGUAGAAGAGGAAAUGGAGAGUGAGGAAGGGGACUCUGAAGGGGAAGCAGACCCCCGAGACGCCAGGCAGGAUCUGGGGGGGUCGGCAGCAUGGGGCCCAGGUGAGGAGUUGGGGGCACCAGCUCUCACGAAAGCCCAGGAGAGGGAACUGAGGAGAGUGAAAAAUGUUGACCACAGCUGGCUCAGCAACCUCCUGGAAUGUUAACCUUUACCAAGCCGAAACACACCACACACACCCUUUACCCAGUCAUAGUUUUCCUAUGGCUGUAUUUUGAU
Coregonus sp. 'balchen' is the source of this 18676-nucleotide messenger RNA. The record is from the annotation of a GenBank genome assembly. Lineage: Eukaryota; Metazoa; Chordata; Actinopteri; Salmoniformes; Salmonidae.